Molecule: messenger RNA, 1185 nt
Organism: Parascedosporium putredinis
Lineage: Eukaryota; Fungi; Ascomycota; Sordariomycetes; Microascales; Microascaceae
Source: the annotation of a GenBank genome assembly
AUGGAUAUGCCGCAUGGCGGGUACAUGUCCAACUACAGCCUUCCACCACCACCUGGCUCGUCCUUGGAGAUGAGGCCAUCGCAGGACUCGGCCAUGUCCUUGAAGGAUCGCAAAGAUUCUCUGUCUCAAGCAAGUCUGAAAAUAAAACGGUCGCUGUCCACUCCUAAUGUUAGAUCCCAGCCGAACGUACCCGAUCACCUCUCCAUGGGGAUGCCUGGCGAGAAGCGAAGAAACAAGCUGGGUUAUCAUAGAACCUCGGUUGCAUGCGGUCAUUGCCGGCGAAGGAAAAUCCGAUGCAUCCCCUCGCCUGCAGACAUCCAGGGUCAUACUCGGUCCAAGGGCUCUUCGAGGGCAUCGACGGGUCCCAAGAUUGCCUCGGCCUCGUCCUCACCCGCCAUCUCCAGCGGCCACCCCAACGAUUUAGCAGGCCAUCAGCCAUACCCGCCUCUUGCCAUGCCCCCGCUUCAGAACAUGGCACCUCCCGCGAUGAAGUCUGCAGGACCCGAGCCCUUCUCCCCAGACGGAAAGAUGCCAACAAGCGCGCCUGCGACGGGGCGUCCUUUCGACUUUGCCGCGCAACCGAUGGCGAACUGGAUGUCGGCAGAUCAGAGCCCCAGCUCGGCAACCAAGCCGAACGAUCUGAACGCGACUUGGAGGACGUAUCCUCAUGAAUCACCAAUCACGCCAUCAUUUUCUCCAUAUACGCCCCACGCGCCUCCGUCCGCGGGAUGGAAUGCUCCGGUGACGAGCGAGUCGGCGCCUCGGGACGAGGUCUCUUGGUCUUCGUAUCCAGCACCUCCACCACGCUCUAUAUCGUUCAGCGGCGACGGAAUGGGCGUGCAGGGAUCAGGGCAAUAUCCUACAAUGGCAAGUAGGCAGUUCGACCGGAAACCUUCGACGGUCUCAUCGGAGAUGUAUCCACCCCCAAUCGCGACCACGGUGUCGGGCGUGGAGCCCACGCAAACGGGAACGGCGAUUGAACACAAUGUAUCGCUGUCAGCCGGAGCCGUACCGCCCUCGAACUAUGGAAACUGGCAACCGCAGUAUCACUAUGGAAAGACAGGCGAUGCCUAUGGGGGCUGGGGCUAUGGCGAAAACGGAUCGAACCCUCCAGGCCAGCCCGAGCAAGUCCAUGCUCCCGAAGGUCAACAAGCCUCUGGGGGCAUGUACUACCCUCCUCGGUGA